Molecule: messenger RNA, 3794 nt
Organism: Carcharodon carcharias (great white shark)
Lineage: Eukaryota; Metazoa; Chordata; Chondrichthyes; Lamniformes; Lamnidae
Gene: znf148
Product: zinc finger protein 148
Exons: 10
Coding region: 512-2893 (793 amino acids)
Biological process (GO): regulation of transcription by RNA polymerase II
Cellular component (GO): nucleus
Molecular function (GO): RNA polymerase II cis-regulatory region sequence-specific DNA binding; DNA-binding transcription factor activity, RNA polymerase II-specific
Source: RefSeq, a predicted model, not a curated record
UCGGGGCUUUGUGGGUAGCGGCCAUCAUGAAAGAAUCUGAAAACAGAGCGAGGGUGUGAGAGAGAAUUGGAGAGAGAAAAAAAAAGUUAAGCGGAGGGAAGAGUUCAGCCGGGAAAGCUACCAGAACAUGAAUGCUGAGGAAAUGGUUCAUACAAUUCCACUCCAUUAAUUACGGUUGGAGAAGAAAAUACUGAUGAGCCACCAUUCCCUGCCCUGCCCUACCCUACCCCACCAACAUUUGAAGUAGAUGAAUAGGAGUAAGCCAUUCAGCCCCUUCAUCCAGUUCUACCUUCAAUUAACAUGGAGGCGCACUGUCUCAAUGUACUGAGUGACAAUGGAGGAAAGUUUGCACUGCAUCAAAAUGCUGCAGCACACCUCACUGAUCUAAGACGGUGCAUGCAUUUGGGCUGUAGGCAAAACUGAUGAUGCUUUAGGAACCUACCGCGACAUAACACAUCUCAGAAUGUGUUAAGUUUGUUCGCAAAAGAUUUAAAAAAGAUCCUACUGAAGAAUGAAUAUUGAAGACAAGCUUGAUCGGAUUUUUCUUAAAUGCGGCAGUAUAAAUGAAAUGCAGUCUUCCAGACCGCUGGUUGUGGUGGGUGGGGUUGCCGAUCAGCCCUCUGUACAUAUAGGAGCACAGGAAACUGUAUUAGAAGAGAGGGAGAUCUCUCAUGAAGAAAUUCUCCAACAAGAAACUGGUUUGCAGGAAGGUGCCCUCCCGCAGGAGGAGCUUAUUUCACAUGAUGAACUAAUGAUCCAUGAAGAAACGGUUAAAAAUGAUGACGAUGAGAAUGAUGGGCAUGAAAGGCUCCCUCAAGAGUUAACAUAUGAGUUAAAUGUAAAUGUAAAACAGGAAAUCCAAUAUUCUGAAGAAGCUGGGCAAUUGAAGAAAGAUAAAGGGCAACAAAAAGAACCAAUAGAUUUGCAAAAGAAAAAGAAAAGGAAGCAACGUUCUCCUUCUAAGAUCCUAACAAUAAAUGAAGAUGGAUCACUUGGGCUAAAGUGCCUGAAAUCUCAUAUCUGUGAGCACUGUAAUGCUGCCUUUCGUACCAACUACCAUUUACAAAGACAUGUUUUCAUCCAUACAGGUGAAAAACCGUAUCAGUGCAGCCAGUGUAGCAUGCGUUUUAUUCAGAAAUAUUUGCUGCAAAGACAUGAGAAGAUUCAUACUGGUGAAAAGCCUUUUCAAUGUGAUGAAUGUGACAUGAGGUUCAUACAAAAAUAUCAUAUGGAGAGGCAUAAACGCACUCACAGUGGAGAGAAACCAUAUCAGUGUGAAUACUGCCACCAGUAUUUCUCCAGAACUGAUCGUGUAUUAAAACAUAAACGCAUGUGCCAUGAAAACAGAGAUAAAAAACUGAAGUGUGCAUUGAAGAUGGGUGAUAUGGGAGGGAAUGAGGAAGAUCCAAACAUUUCCCUGCAACACAAAGAUAAUCCAUUACCUCGGAAAAAGAAGCAAAAAACAGGAGAUAAAUCCAGGCCUCCUGUUCCACUCACUGACAAAGAGUGCACAGUGGAAAAAUUAGACCAGAAAAAAGACGAGAAUGAGAGUGAUUACUCAUCACUCUAUAGUAUUUCUUCAAAAGUGAAAGAUGAAUAUAUGGUGACUGAAUAUUCUGUUGAAAUACCGCACUCAUCCUCUGGUGGUGAUCCUCUGGAAAGUACAUCUGGAGAUAUCCAUCCACCAAAAUUGGUCAUCAAGAAAGUUAGCAGUAAAAGAAGUCAGAAACUGGAGCUGGAACCAAGCCAGGCAAUGUCUGCAUUAUCCACGUAUGAAGAAAAUAAAGUUACAAAAUAUACAUAUGAACUUAUUGAUAAACCAGGUUUGCUGGACUCUGAGGGAAACCAUGACAUUGAUCAGGUGGAUUCCUUACAGGAAGUUCCCAGUAAGCCUGUGCAUAGCAGUAACAAUUAUGAUGAUGCAAUGCAGUUUCUGAAGAAAAAGCGUUAUUUGCAAGCAGCAAGUAAUAAUAGUAGAGAGUAUGCCUUGAAUGUAGGCCAGAUAGCGUCGCAGCCAUCUGUGACCCAAGCAGCUGUGGCUAGUGUCAUUGAUGAAAAUACAGCAGCAUCUAUGUUGGACUCUCAGUCAUUGAGUGUUGAAAUAAAGAAUAGUCAUGACAAAAGUGGGAUUCCUGAUGAGGUACUGCAGACUCUGCUAGACCAUUACUCUCAUAAGGCAAAUGGACAGCAUGAAAUGUCUUUUAGUGUCGCUGAUACAGAAGUGGCCUCAAGCAUGUCAAUAAACACUUCAGAUGUAGCUGAGGUUGCCCAGCCGGAGAGAGCUGGUGCAAGUUCCCAACCAACAUCUUCAGACAAAGCCAGUAUGCUCCAUGAAUAUUCAAAAUUUCUCCAGCAAGCUUUGGAAAGAACAAGCCAGAAUGAUGCAUAUUUACCCAAUCAGGCCCUUACUUUUGGAACUGAUAGCCCAACCCUUCCAAGUCAGCCAUUAUUUUCUUCCAUGGCCUCAAUGACUAUGCAGCGUGGCUUUAGGUCAGGCAUGAAUUCACCAUUGCGACCAUCUUCUGAGAAGUCCCACUAUGGUUUAAUGGUUGGUGAGUCCCAGCACUCCUUUUCUUUUUCAAGCGAGGAGACCAAUCAUAGUGCUGUUUCGGCACAAGAAUUCUUGGAUCAGAUGACAUCUCAGAAGAAGGUAGAAGCUCAGCCUGUCCAUCAAGCCUACCAAAUAGGCACAUUUGAGCAGACAUUCAGAGCUCAGUACCAGAAUGUAAGGGCUGGUGUUCCUCCCCCAUACAGUGCUGCCAAUGGACAAGUAAACCUGAGAGUGCGUGGGGCUGGUGCAGAGUUUUCAGAGUUCCCCUUGGUGAGUGUGCCAGAGGGAAGAGCUCAAAUGACUGCAUCACCAGAUGGCACAGCUAGUCAGGCCUUUGGAUAGUAGGAAACUGUAAUCUUUGUAAUGUAACUGAGGCUAGCACUUCAAAUGACAAUUCUUGUAUUAUGCGCUGCUCUGUAUAGGAUGAAGUGCUGUAUAAUCAAUAGUCAAUGCAGUUUUGGUUCAAUUUACCACACUUAUACAGAAGCAUCAUAAUCUAGGCCUCUUGUAUACCAAAAUACAAUUACGCUGCAGUGUAACAUUGUUAAAAACGUACUUUCUUUGUAUAUUUCAGCCAUGCACGGCAUGUCCCAGGUUAUUGUGUUGUGGCAGGAUUAACUGUUGUUUAACACUUAUGCUGUUGCUUUGCCUCACCUUGUAACAUGCCCCAACUAUUUUGGCACUUUUUAAAGGAAAAAAAUAAUCAGUCACUGCUAUUUGUAGGGUAUAACCAAACUAAUAAAUUAGUUUCUUUGGAUUUUCUUUAAAUGUAUGCACUUUUCUACUCCGAUUUACUAAGAUUGUAAACAAAAACUAACAAUUUUGUUUGUUUAUAUGUAGAAGAAUACUUUAAGAAGUAAUUGGAACAUAAUUUUUAUCUAACUUGCAUCAUCUUUACUCGUGAGGAACCCCACAGAAUUGAUGAGUGGGAGCAAAAUGGUAUUCCACAGUUAUCCAUUGAGCGUUCUAUUUAUACCAUGAAUUUUUAAAAAAAAUUAAAUUUUAUUUAUUUUAGAAAUGGAAACGUGGGAAUUUAUUUCAGUGAGAAGUGUUGUAAGCACAAAGGGUGCUUUAUACUUAUCUAGUCGUGUGAUGCCAUUUUCAACUCUCAACUUUCAACUCUCCAGGAUGUUGGGCUGCCUUAUUAAAAAAUAUAGUUUAUAUCCCUAUUUUUGUAUGUUUAGUGUAUAAAACCAUUUUAUGUUCCCUUGUAGAAAAAUAAAAUAAAUGACCUGUUAAUUUA